AUGACGACGGGGAAUAAGAGGAGGGCUGCAGCAGCAUCUGACGUCGGUGCACCCUUCCUGCCAGAGGAGAUAAUGACAGAGCUAGUUUCGACGCCACCGCGGUGUACAAGCUCAUCGUCAGGCCCCGAUGACGGCCUGCUGUUCACUCUCGACGACGUACGCGGCGGCGACUUCAUCCACGUGACACCGGGGCCGUGCCGCGGCCUCACCCUUCUCCACGAUCCUUUCACGCCGGCUUACUAUGUCUUCAACGCAUCCACAAGGGCAGUUACCCGGUUGCCCCCGUGCCACAAUGCGGUGUAUGUGACCGCUGGACUUGGGUUUGAUGCACGGACAAAGAAGUACAAGGUGGUGAGGUUAUUCCGAGGGGAUUGUGGUGAUAAGCAGCAUAUUAAGUGUGAGAUAUACACGCUGGGCGGUGAUCAUGGGGAUGAUUGGAAGCCGCCUGCUGCAGGUGUACCCUUCAGAUUCUGCAGGGCUGCUCGGGCAACUAUUAGCCAUGCUAGACAUGAUAAACUGCUGCCAGUAUUUGCAAAUGGAUUUCUGCAUUGGCUUCUCAGUCCCUCGUUCGUCGUUAAAAGGCCACGGGCUGCCAUCCUAUCCUUUUCCGUCACAGAUGAGACCUUUGCAUGGGUCCGGUCGCCACCCUUUGAGGUAUCAUCAGGUGUGCACUUGGUGCAGCUUGCUGGCCACUUGUGCAUGGUCCGGGACCUUCGUAAUGUCAGCGGCGUGCUGGAGAUUUGGAAGCUGAAUGACUAUGGCUCUGGUGGUUGGUCAUUGGAACAUGGUAUUGAUCUGUUGCGGCAGCAUGUUGGCAGAGAUGAUUUGAUUCAGCCUCAGAUUAUUAGAGUUCUUGGUUCUGUUGGCAACGGUGGGUUGUCCACGAAGAGGAUAGUCAUUGCUACAUCCAGACGCAAGGUGGUUGUCUAUGAUCCCGUGCCUCAGACCCUAGAAGGAACUGUCACUGCAAUCAGAGAGACCCAUUCAUCUUACCAAACUGAAAAUCUUGCUCUUAUCGGCAUCUCCCUAUUUCAAGAGAGCCUUGCUCCAGUGCAUCAGACAAAUGAAGAGAGGGCCCUUCUUCAGUUUAAACAACCAUAUCACCUACCCGAAGCUGAGUCCGACAAUGCUGGACUAUCCGACCGCUCCUGGAAGCUGAGCAGCACGGGCAGGCGGCGUGGUGCGGGUUCGACAACGGCCGAGCGGCCGUCGCGGCCUUUCGGGGCGCUGCACCGUGGGUUCGCCGCCGGAGCGUUAGGGCGAGCGACCGUGGAUCGUCGGAGCGGCUUCCGGCGCGGCGAACAGCAGCUGGCAUCGACGGUGGGCGAGUGGGCAUAG
Miscanthus lutarioriparius is the source of this 1338-nucleotide messenger RNA. Lineage: Eukaryota; Viridiplantae; Streptophyta; Magnoliopsida; Poales; Poaceae. The record is from the annotation of a GenBank genome assembly.